This is a messenger RNA of Adineta ricciae, 3948 nucleotides long. The record is from the annotation of a GenBank genome assembly. NCBI's taxonomy places the organism in Eukaryota, Metazoa, Rotifera, Eurotatoria, Adinetida, Adinetidae.
AUGCCAGCCAAAGAUUUCGCUGAUUUAGUUAUGUUACCACGAGAAUGGCGUCGUGGUGAUGACUGUAUACAGUGGCCACGCACUCACGACUAUUACAACAUUCCAUGGCUUGAAAAUCUUUGGAAAUAUAUCAAUGAAAAGCUUCCCAACGACUUAACACUCCUGGAAAACACCAACAUACUCUAUUUGCAGCCAAGUUCACGACCGUUAGGCUCAGCAUCGAACAAUAACACCAUAUCGUUAUACAAACUAUCGAAGAACAUCGGCCUUAUCCAGCUGCCGACUGUGCCGAGUAAAGAUGAUUUAGCUAUACAAAAAGUGCUUUUGAAACUGAACUUUCACUGUGUUGAACCCUUUCCCGAAAUCAUCCGUCGGCAUAAACUAAUCGAAGAGUAUGUUCCUCAGCUCUCAUGCUUAGGUUUAUUGCAAAUUCUCAAAUGUCGCCUAAGACAUUUUACUCAAUUGAAGAUUCAACAUGAAUUCAAUACACUAUUAAACGAACAUGAUAUGAAAUUACUUCGACAAUAUCUAUCACGUAUUAUGACACAACAAUUAGAUGAUUCAAACAUUCAAUGUAUUAAACAACUGCCCAUUUUUGAUAAUGCCUAUGUCAUUCAUGAAAGUAAUCACCAUACACAAGCCCAAAACCAACAACAAUAUUAUAAAUACAUUAGUUUGAAUAAUAUUUUAUACAUUUAUGAAUCUGGGACGAAACUACCAAUUGAUUUACAACCACCGAAACAGUGUAUUCAUGUAACGGAUAGUGAUUCACGUAUUCUAUUGGAUAAAUUAGGCUAUGUCAUACAUGAUUUUACACAUGUGGCAAGAUAUUUAAUCACAGCAAUCGGCCAUCAGCAACAAUCGAAUAUUCAACAGCAACAGAAUGCAACGAAUAUCAAUCUAAAAAAUGAUCAACAUAAAAUGUUAUUCCUAGGAAAGUGGUUACUAUCGAACUGUUCGAAUUUGAUCUUGAGCGAUGCUGUUAGUCAAGAUACCUUAUCAUCGUGUCGGUUAUUUCUCAAUCGAAAAGGGGAACUAUGUUCGUGCCAACAAAUGUUCGAUCCGUCAUCAUUUCACGUAAAUAAUAAAGAAAAAUAUUUAAGUCUAUUCGAAUUAAAAUACCUUCCCGCAAUCGAACUAUGCAGUGUACAUGAAUCGUUAACACUAUUAAAACAUUUGAAAUUACGCCAGUUUUACGAUAUCAAAUGCGAUGAAUUGAUCGACAUAUGCGAAGGGACAAUGAAAGAAUCAUCAUCAUCAACAGCCGGCAAACGUUCAUUGAUGUUGUUACUAGCUGAAUUUAUCAUCGAUAUUUUACAUCAGAAUUCGAAAUUAAUCGAAGAAUAUUCGCAAUCGAAACGGCUCAGUCUGAAACAAUAUUUGAAUAUCACAGCUUGGAUGCCAGUUAUGAUUGAAAGACCACAUGGUUAUCCAUUGUCAUUAACAUGGCAAGUGGAACGAUCAACAAUGUCAUCGGUUAUUGUAAACAAUCUAAUUAAUUCGUAUCUUCUAGGUUCGAUCGAUACUCGUCGAUCAUUCGUUAAUCCACGCGAAAUUUGUGAUAAGACAAAUGCGUAUCUCGUAGGCGGUGUAGCUUUGGUUUCAUCGAUUGAUCUUCCAGAAUCGUUUUAUCAUACAACACGUUCAUCGAAUCGAACAAUACUUGACUUCCGUGAAAUUAAACUUGACCUAUUGAUCAAACAAUUGAAAUGCUUAGUUCUGUGUUAUCAAAAAAGUUCAGCCCAUGAACAAAAAAACGAAACAUUCGAUUAUCUGAAUCUAUGCAAACGUCUCUAUGAUACAUUGACACAUUUUACUAAUACGAAUGAUAUACACAACGAAAUGCGCAAGUGUAAUCUAACUGAAUGGAUAUGGAAUGGCACGAAUGGAUUUUCGUCGACGAAUCAGAUUUAUCUUGUCGACAAAACACAUCCACUAGCAUCGUAUAUACAAAUUCUUCCAUAUGAAUUAUACAGCUAUCGGAAAUUCUUCGAAUCCAUGGGAGUGAAAAGUCAACCGGAAUCAUCAAAAAUCGAAGAUUUAUUACGAAAUCAUCAUCAACAACCGAUUGACGAGAAUCUCUUUCGAUGGAUUAAAGAAACCUACACAACUGACCGUCGUCUAUUACAAUUGAUCAACGACUUCGAAUUGAAAUCCCAUGCAAAGUCUAACACCAACCACCACCAUCAUCAUCAUCAUCAUCAUCACCAACAACCACAAACAAAUAACAAUAAUAAUUCAAAAAGUAAAAAUCUUCACGACGAGCAAACGCGUAUUACUUUCUCGAGCACACUUGAUUUGUCCGAUGACAAGGUCUAUCUUUAUUUACCAGAUAUAUUCAAUAAGCAAACGAAUAUAAAAGAAACAGUAGUUCAAGCAUUAUCAACCAUAUCGAAAGAGAAGAAGACUCAAUUAUUAACUGAAGAAGAUUUCUUCAUUCGGAAAAUGUCCGGCAGUGAAUACCAGAAGAAUCUCUACGAUCACUAUCGAGCAUACAAUGAUUUACUUCUGCCCAAUUUGAAUGUCCUACCGAAGAAUGUCAAGGAUACGCUGGUUCUAUUCGCAUUGGACAAUGCGGAUAACACAAUGUUGAAUAUUCUCAAGCAACAUUGUUGUAUUCCGUGUACACCAAAUGGCCGAACAUUGAACAAACCAUCGAAAUUAAUUCAUCCUUAUUGCCGUCUAGCAUCGCUCUACUCCGAUAUUGAUUCGUUAUUUCCAUACGGUGGGCAAGAUUCAUAUUUACGAGAAGAUCGGCUCAAUGUUUUGAAAUUACUCGGUAUGAAAUGUGAUGACAACCUUGUAACAUGGCCCGAAUUAGUCGAACGCUGCGAAUCAAUUCAACGUAUGCGUGAUUAUGAUCUUGCCUAUGAACGUUCAGUCGCACUUCUUCAAAUUCUCAAUGAUAUGUUAACGAUGUCGAAUUCCAAUCCGACGAGAACCUUCGACGAGAACGAUGACUCGUCCGAUCGUCGUUCUCGACAAUCGUCGUCGUCGAAUUCACGAGAGAAAUCAACAACGAACUCUUCGUCGUCGAUUUCAAACACACAUGAAGCACUACAUGAUAAAGAAGCGCGCACACGCGCAUCGAUUCAACUUCGCGAAUUAGCAUUCAUUCCAAUUAAACUUCGUCCACAGGAGUUAAAUGGAAUCAAUUUAACGUGGAUGGGUGACAAAUAUUCGAAACGUUUGUUCAAACCACGCGAUGUACUCUCACCCCAAUACGAACAACUCGUUUGUUCAACAUGGCCCAUAGCCGAACAAUCGAAAGCGAAUCAAGAACAAAUUAUCAUAACUAAACAAGUCGAACAUUUUCUUGCACUUGAUGACGCAACGAAGAUCGAAUUGAAUAACAUUCUCAAACAACUCGACGAAAUCUCCAAGUUAUCAAUUGUAAAUAGUUCCGGAACAGUAACGUACAACCAUCAAUUAACGUCGAAAUACAUACUCGACAUGAGCUAUGCGAUUUAUGAUUACAUUCAAGCCUUCUGCUUUCCGCAUUUACAAAAAUCGAAUGAAUUAGAAUUUCGUUCGUCAGCUAUGGGUCCGGAGCAAAUUGAAACCGUUAAAAACGAAAUCCGACAAUUCUUCUCGCAGCGUCGAUUAGUUUACUUCACUGAUACCUCAUCCGUCGAUACGUAUUUGUUUCUUUCUCUCUCUCAGCUAUUAUGGCAAUCACCGAAUCCAUCGUCGAGUAAACAUUCCAAACAUUUAAAGCCUUACUACUAUACAAUACCUGUUUCGUUGCAAAAGACUUAUCGACAUUUCUUCAUUGAUUUACUACAAAUAAAAAAUCAACUGGAUGGAAAGGAUCUUUUGAAUAUCAUCGACCAAAUUCGCAAGAACCUUGUCGUUCUCCUGAUCAUUGCUUACUUUCUGAUUGUAUUUGAAACCAUCGACACAAUUGCCGUUGGUUGUUGUGGUUGCAGUCUAGUUCGCUGUGCAUAA